AUGGCCAACUUUGCUUUGGAUCAGUGUCUAGGAGAGGACCUAGAGUACGACCAGCAUGACGGUCAUGGUCGCUCAGGAAGCGUUGAGAACAACGUUCCCGAUGAUGGCGAUACCUCGCAUUUUGUCCAUGAUCAGUUUUGGGGAGUCUACAAUUUUUCGACCGACGUUCCUAUAAGAGACCCAGACGGGGAUAUUUCCUCAUCCGUGCGCCUGGAAAGCAGCAAUCCUGGCCAUACUCCUUACAUUGCGGCCACAGGUCCUGCACUUUCAAGUGAAUUGCUUAGAAAUGUUGCUACAUGGCAAAGCAAUGCUGAAGUAGAAAGCAUUUUGUCGUACGUCAUAUGCCCUCCUUUCCUACAUAUAUUUGAUAUCAGCAACUAA
Molecule: messenger RNA, 381 nt
Organism: Nannizzia gypsea CBS 118893
Lineage: Eukaryota; Fungi; Ascomycota; Eurotiomycetes; Onygenales; Arthrodermataceae
Exons: 2
Coding region: 1-381 (126 amino acids)
Source: RefSeq, a predicted model, not a curated record